Malassezia sympodialis ATCC 42132 is the source of this 2940-nucleotide messenger RNA. RefSeq lists its product as uncharacterized. The coding region runs from base 1 to 2940 and encodes 979 amino acids. The record is from RefSeq and is a predicted model, not a curated record. The transcript is spliced from 2 exons. Gene Ontology annotation, molecular function: protein binding. NCBI's taxonomy places the organism in Eukaryota, Fungi, Basidiomycota, Malasseziomycetes, Malasseziales, Malasseziaceae.
AUGUCGGCGGUCGCAGGGACCCAGCCAUGGCAUGUGGAAUGGCAGCUCGUUCGAGGGUCGCUGCCUGAAGAGGGCGAUACAACUUCACUUGCAUACCAGGUGGCGACCGGCGAGUUGGAAAGCGUGCUGCGCUCUGCCGACGCUCGUCGCUUCUUGCAACCGGUGGCACAAUGCAUGCAGGCUGUGAACCCGCGUGUGCGUGCAGCGGAGCGUGCACAACAUGUAUCUCUCCAUGUGGCAGGGCACGAGUGGGAGGCUCUAUGUGUGGCCAUAGCCGCGCUACAUGCGUUUGUGCAGCUGAAUUGGACUGGCCCUGACCUGGCAGUAAGCCCUAUGGCGCUCCUACGCUCGGCGGCACCUGACUGCUUUGAGGCGCGCAGUGUCGAUGACGACGAUAGUGUGUGGGAUGGGAUUGUUCAUGCCUCGAGCCUCGAGUACCUGACGCUGCAUGGAGAGCCGGCGUACCACCUAUGUGAGGCGCCCUUCUACCUUGUGCUAUCGUUGCUCCUGCUGCAAGCGUUGCAUGAAGCACAUGUUGGAGAUGCACUCCCGUCCCUGGCUUUAUGGCGUCUGCGUGCGCGCGCCGUCCACAUGCGCAUCCUCGAUGAGCCUGUGGCGUGUGAGGACAAGCUGCUCGCGCCGGUCGAUGCCCUUGUCCAGGCGCUCGAGACGCAUGCCCGGACGGCCUCGGACACCCGCGUGCAGUUUCUGUGGGACAAUAUCCGUGCACGCGCGAUGCUUGAGACGGCACUCAUGUACCAGCGUACGGGCCAGGACCGUCUGGCGUCUGAGCGCCUGGUCCAAGCUGCCAAGGCGAAUGGGCUCGAGUACGAGCUGAGCGGUGCGCUGGGCAAGCGGACCAAGUGGCAAAAGGAGGCCAAGACGCAGCUUGUGCUGCUCGCCGAGUCGCGUGAGGCAGGUGCGGACAAGGCCGAGGACCACGAUACCCCUGCGCCGAGCGCCGCGCUCGCGGCACUUGCGCAGCCAGAGAACUCGGGCUGGCAGGCGACGGUUGACCCAGCGAAGCAGGUGGACCACCAGCCGCUGACGUACUCGCUGAAUGACGACACGCUUCUGGAGCAGACCGAGUUUACUUCGACGCAGGCGUCGGAUCACACCGCCAGGCACCGUCUGGGCCACUUGGAUCCUGGGCACCAGCCCCCGCUGGCCGUCACGGACCAGUGCACACUGCUAGCGCUGUGCCUGAAUAUCCACAACACGCAGGCGUCGCAUGGGCUUACGUCGGAGCAAAUGUCAGCGUUCGUGGAGCGCGUGAUGGCGCAUCCCCAGAAUUGGAGUGUGCACACAAUGAGUCUGCUCCUGCGCUCGCGUCUAGAGGCCACGCGUACGCGCACUGUUGAGCGCAGUGCACUGCAGCUGCAGGCGCUUGUGGAUCAGAUGCCCACAAACGACUCGAGUGUGCGGGAGCGUCUGCGCUUUUUCCAUGCUUUGGAGCUGCCGGCCAAGUGGGCGAUGCAGGCCGAGCUCGCGCGCCGCUUCCUGUCGAUGGGCGUUCUGCGCAGCGCGCUGGAGGUAUUUGAGCGCGUGGAAAUGUGGGAAGAGGUCGUGCAGUGCCUCGGGCUGCUGGGCCGCCAGGAGGAGGGCAAGGAGGUGGUGCGCGAUCUGCUUGCCGGACACAAGACCGAGGCACAGGCGCGCCUGCAGGAAAAGCGCAUUGCAACCGAGGCGAGCCAUGUGCCGCACACGCACUUCGUGCGGGGCCGCCUCGCCAAGCUGUGGUGCCUGCUGGGCGACAUGGAGCCGGCGAACGCCGAGGCGCACUAUCUACACGCGUGGGACGUGUCGAGCGGCACGUCAUCGCGGGCAGCACGCUCGCUGGGCGGGUACCACUUUGCCCUCCGUGCGUAUGCGCAAUCGAGCAUGUGGCUGCGGCGCGCCGUGCGCAUCAAUGCGCUGUACCCACGCACCUGGUUCAUGCUGGGCUGCAGCUACAUGCGCCUGGAGCGGUGGCUUGAAGCUGCAGCCUCGUUUCGCCAGUGCACGGCACUCGAGGAGGAGGACGGCGAGAGUUGGAACAACUUGGCGAGCUGCUACUUGCGCAUGCAGGACGCGCAAGUUCCCCGUCUCGAUACAGUGCUGAAUGAGGACGAGGAGGACAGUCUCCAUGCAGGCGCGAGCGACUCGGGCGUCUCGCUCGGGUCCGACGAGGCGUCCGAGCCAGUGGCAGCGCCUGGUACCGGCUUCGAACUCCGCCUGCUCGCACACAAGGCGCUGGGGAUCGCGCUCAAGUUCCAGUUCGAGUCGUGGCGCGUGUGGACCAACUACAUGGUGGUCUCGGUGGACGUGGGUCUGCUGCGCGAGGCGGCACGCGCACUGGCGCGUAUUGUCGAGAUCCGGACGCGCGAGUCUAGUCAGAGUGCGCAGCCCACGCAGACGGCUGCCUCGAUCGUGGAUAUGGCCGUGCUGAACAGGCUGGUGGACGCGGUGAUCCGCGCGCCGGCCGCCGAAGCGGAUGCGUCAGGGUCUUCGGUGCGCCGUGCAAACGAGGGCGAAGGCCUGCGCCCCGUCGUGGAGCGCCUGUUUGUGGAUACGCUGCUUCCCCGCUUCUCGUCCGAGCCGGCCUUGUGGCAGGCGUACGCGCGGCUCCUCUUUGCGCAAGGCGAGUUCCGCGCGAUGCUCCAUGCGCGCAUACGGAGCUUCCAGUGUGGCCUGGGUAGUCCGGACGCAUCGGAGGUCGUGACGGACCGCGCCCUGUGGAUCCGUGCCAAAGACGAGCUGCAGGAGCUGUGUGAUCUGCUGGAGAACCUCGCGACGCGCCCUGCAUCGCCGAAUUCGACGGAGGAAGCGCUCCCCGACUGGCGCUUCCGUGCGCGCACUCUCGUGCGCACUUUCAUGGCGCGCACGCGCGAUAGCUUCGACACGGACCCUGCGUGGGACGAGCUCGCGGAGCUCGCCGCGGCGCUGCAGCGCCGCUCGUAG